Molecule: messenger RNA, 1722 nt
Organism: Antechinus flavipes (yellow-footed antechinus)
Lineage: Eukaryota; Metazoa; Chordata; Mammalia; Dasyuromorphia; Dasyuridae
Gene: AMN
Product: amnion associated transmembrane protein
Exons: 13
Coding region: 36-1502 (488 amino acids)
Biological process (GO): intracellular protein localization; receptor-mediated endocytosis
Cellular component (GO): endocytic vesicle; apical plasma membrane
Source: RefSeq, a predicted model, not a curated record
CAGAAAACAGCCUCGGGUCCCAGGGACUGUGUGUAAUGGAAGGCUGGCAUCUUCCCAUUGUUCUGCUCUGUCUCCUGUUCUGCGAGGUUUCCGUUGCUGUGUAUAAGCAGUGGAUUCCAAGCACCAAUUUUGAAGAUGCUUCCAACUGGGACAAAAACCGAACUCCAAGUGAGACCGACAUUGUCAUGUUUGACAGCAAUAAGAUGGUCUCUGUAUUUAUUGGGAGCACUCAUGUUCUUACAGGCGCACACCUUCCUCUGAAUGGGGAGUUUAUCUUGGCUCCGGAUGCUGGUUUUGCUGCAUUUGAUGGUGCCUCUGAUCCCAGCUCGGAUUCAGAUCACAACAUCCACUUCCUAAAUGCUGAUCGGUACAGCUGGUAUGACCCCUCCUUGUGGCGUACAAUCCAAGAAGAAAAUGACCACCUAUUUUCUGUGGAUACUGAACUUAUCCCCUGUAGCCAGGAUGAUGUCAUCUUCCCAGAAGAAACCUCCUUCCGUGUGGACUUGGGGGCUGGUGGCCGGACCAUCAGCCUCCACAGUAUAUCCAUCCUGGGCCAGAAGUUCAACACGGAUCAGGAGCUGGCCACCUAUCUGACCAGCAGCACUGGGAAGUUACAGUUCCAUGGAGCUGGUUCUUUAAAGUUGAUUCCUGAUUCCUGUGAAGAUCCUUCGGGUUGUAAAUGUGGUAAUGAUGAGGUCGAGUCCUGGAUCUGUGCCUCUCUACUCCAGACCUCUGGUGGUCGCUGUCCCAAACCUGCUUGUCAAGGAGCCCUGAAACCUGUGGGUCAAUGCUGUGAGAUCUGUGGAGCUAUGCUCUUCUUCAACUACACCCAGGCCUUUGAUCUUCAACAGUACAAGCAGAGGCUGCUCCAUACCUUCCUGGACCUGCCCCAGGCUUCGGGGGUGCGCAUGGCCAUCUCAAAAGUACACAGGGCAAACACAGUGCCAGGGUCGGUGCACGCAGCUCGUGGGAAGCGACAGGCCGGGACCAUGCCCCAGAUCCAAGUGGUGCUGACAGAUGAUGGAGCCGGACCCGAGGCAGGAAGGGCAGCUAUACAUGUGGCCCACGCCAUCCUCACUGAUGUGGCUGAGCAAGGAGCAGACUUUGGGGUCCUGCAAGGCAACAUGGAAUAUUCAAGCAGCAGCGGCUCCACAGCUGGGCUCACAGGAGAAAGACCAACCUCAGGGCUGGUGACUGGCAUGGCUAUUGCCUUGGUCUUGGGGCUGAUGGCACUGCUUGGGGGUCUUCUGCUUCUUCACCGCACUGGACGGGUCAGGCUGUGGCCCCUGCCAAUCCCCACACUGUGGCACAGAUCAGAAUCUGCAUCAAACCAAGGGAACUUAGGCUUCGAGAACCCCAUUUUUGACAGUCUGGCUUAUGUCUCCGGCCUGAAUCCUGGCCCUGAUGUGGAAGUGGUUUUGGAAGAUGCCUCUUCUCCAACGAGCGCCAACAGGAAUAGUGGCAGCUAUUUCACUAACCCCUUGUUUGAAACAGACAUCUAAGGCCCUUCUGUUCUUCAUUCUUGCUUCGCUCUGAUGUUGGUUCAGGAUGUCCAGAGGAGAAACUAGAACAGCAAAGUAUGACCCAUCUUCCACCCAGAGAGAGGAGGCUGAAGGUUCCCUGCAGACAGACAGUGGGAGGGCAGCACUAGCCUUGCCAUCACCUAAGAGCUAGAGAAAGAAGAGCUGGUCUUUUUCAAUAAAAGUUAUCUGACUAGCAAAA